ACUUUACUUGACCUCCUCCCCUCACCCUUAGCAAAAAUUUUCAAAAAAAUUUAGACACCCCCUUCCUUAUUUUUUUAACGUUAUUAAUGGACAGCCCGUAGACGAAAAAAGUGAUAUAUUAAAAACGUUAGGUUGAACACUUUUAUUUACAGUUGUAAAUUAUAGUUACAUUUAUUGUACUUCCAGCAUGACACCACGCAUGGAGGAAAGCAAGUGGUAUCAGCUCUUGAUAUUUUCUGUUGAGUAUUCAGCAGUACUUGAAGAUCCAAUUCCAGAUGAGGAUCAGAUGAAUUUUGAUCCUGAUAACCCUCACCUUUGGGGAAUAUCUGUUCCAGCUGUAUGCGCUUUAAUGACAUCGAAGGUUCUAUACAAGCUUGUUUUUUCCAAAAUAAAAGAAGUUUUAGAUUUCUCUCCAGUCACCAUUAUGUCAGAUUUUGAACGAGGACUACAGAAUGCUUCAAAAACAACUUGGAGUGAAAGCUUGGUGAAUGGUUGCAGGUUUCAUUUCGAAAAUGCAAUCACCAAGCAAUUAGCAAUUCUUGGUCUUCAGAGGGAAUACCGCCACCAAAUUAAAGUAAAAAACUGCGCACGAAAAGUUUCAGCACUUUGUCUCCUUCCUGCAAACAAAAUAUUGGUUGCUUGGGGAUAUCGAGUUAUUGAGAUUGCACAAUUUAGUCGGGAAAUCAAAAUCAAACUACUUGCUUUUAAAAGGUAUUUUGAGAGUUAUUGGCUCAAUAUAGUGACUCCAGAAGGAUUCAGUGUUUAUGGCUUGAACCACAAAACCAAUAACAAUGCAGAGAGUCUCAAUAGACGUUUGAAAUCAAACAUGGUGACCGACAUAGAGGAUUUUGGCGGUUUAUGAAAUUGCUUUACCAGCAUGUAAUAGUCCAUACAAUUCAAGAGCUUCAACAGCUUGCCUGCAAUCAGCCAGUCCGCCGUGACCAACGCGACUAUGGUGCAAUUGAAAAAAUGCGUUGUUUUGAGAAAAAAC
This is a messenger RNA of Hydra vulgaris (swiftwater hydra), 991 nucleotides long. NCBI's taxonomy places the organism in Eukaryota, Metazoa, Cnidaria, Hydrozoa, Anthoathecata, Hydridae. The record is from RefSeq and is a predicted model, not a curated record.